Phaethon lepturus (White-tailed tropicbird) is the source of this 698-nucleotide messenger RNA. RefSeq names its product tetratricopeptide repeat protein 26-like. NCBI's taxonomy places the organism in Eukaryota, Metazoa, Chordata, Aves, Phaethontiformes, Phaethontidae. The annotation marks the transcript as partial. Gene Ontology annotation, cellular component: ciliary basal body; intraciliary transport particle B; ciliary base. The record is from RefSeq and is a predicted model, not a curated record. Gene Ontology annotation, molecular function: protein binding; intraciliary transport particle B binding. The transcript is spliced from 5 exons. Gene Ontology annotation, biological process: intraciliary transport involved in cilium assembly; intraciliary anterograde transport.
AGUUACUUCUACAACGAUGACACUUUUAACUUCAACUACGCCCAAGCCAAAGCUGCGAUGGGCAAUUUUAGUGAGGCUGAAGAGGUGUUCCUUUUGAUCCAGAGUGAGAAGAUAAAGAAUGAUUUUGUUUACCUUAGCUGGCUAGCUCGCUGCUAUAUUAUGAAUAAGAAACCGCAGUUGGCCUGGAAGCUCUAUCUGAAGAUGGAGACCUCAGGGGAGUCCUUUAACCUAUUGCAGCUCAUUGCAAAUGAUUGCUACAAAAUGCGUCAGUUUUACUAUUCAGCCAAAGCGUUUGAUGUUCUGGAGAGACUGGACAGUAAUCCUGAAUACUGGGAAGGCAAGAGAGGUGCUUGUGUGGGUGUCUUUCAAAUGAUCUUAGCUGGCCGAGAAGCAAAAGAGACUCUACGGGAAGUACUGCAUCUUCUGAAGAGCACUGGUAAUUCUCAAGUAGAAUACAUUGUCCGCAUCAUGAAAAAGUGGGCCAAGGAGAACAGAGUCCCUGUUUAAGUCAGUGACACAAAAUGAACAGGGUCAGUUACUGACUUAUUGUGUGUGUGGCUGUAAGAUGUGGUCUUGGUUUCUCCUGUGCAUUCUGGGUAUCUCCUUCCUUGCAGGACUUUAGACAAUCAAGCAGGUUGGCACAGCUGAGCAACAGUGCAGUGCAGUAAGAUUGCAAAACAUUUAGCAAGUUGGUUUGG